This is a messenger RNA of Aspergillus sclerotioniger CBS 115572, 2954 nucleotides long. RefSeq names its product cell division control 45 family protein. The coding region runs from base 121 to 2670 and encodes 849 amino acids. Gene Ontology annotation, molecular function: single-stranded DNA binding; DNA replication origin binding; chromatin binding. Gene Ontology annotation, biological process: DNA replication initiation; mitotic DNA replication preinitiation complex assembly; double-strand break repair via break-induced replication. The record is from RefSeq and is a predicted model, not a curated record. The transcript is spliced from 2 exons. Gene Ontology annotation, cellular component: DNA replication preinitiation complex. Lineage: Eukaryota; Fungi; Ascomycota; Eurotiomycetes; Eurotiales; Aspergillaceae.
UCGUCGCCCUCUACACACAUACCUACCCGCGUUCUACCCACUAAAUAGUCCACCGUGAUUGCUUCUUCGUGUCGGUUCGAGGGUUAGAAAACCUCCCAUUCCCUCGCCCUCCCUCUCGCCAUGUAUCUCCCUCGACAACUCAUCUCCCAUCUCUACCAACAACUCCUCCGCUCCCACCACCCGCUCUCCCCGCCCGUACUGAUUCUCGUGACCCUCGAACCCGAUGCGCUAUGUGCCUGCCGAAUUCUCACGGCCCUCUUGAAACGCGACUAUAUCCCGCAUAAGAUUCAACCGGUGGCCGGGUAUGGCGAUCUCGCUCGCGCCGGGGAGGAGUUGGUGAAGCCAAUGCGAACGGCGAAUGGCGGCAGUGGUGGGGUCGUCGUUUGCCUGGGGGUGGGCGGGCUAGUGGACCUGAGUGAGAUCCUCUGUUUGAGUAAUGCAGAGGAGGAAGAGGAAGAGGAGGAUAUGGGAGGGGUCGAGGUCUGGGUGUUUGACGCGCGGCGGCCAUGGAACUUGGCAAACGUGUUCGGGGGUGAGAGACAGCCCGCGGUGGGGGAGAUGAAUGCUAAUGCGAGACGAAAAACGCGCGGCGUUGAGAAGGGAUGCAUUACAACGGGAUAUACGUCCAGGAACGGGGGGAUUGUGGUUUAUGAUGAUGGGGAUAUCGAAGAGGAAUUAGGUAAGGAGCGGGACGCAUAUUGUGAGUUGUUGGCUAUGCCCGAAGUGGAUGAGGAGGAAGAUGAUGCAGACGAUUCAGAGAGUGAUCGUGAUGCGGACCAUCCUUCGAGUUCAGAUUCGAAGAAGCGCAAAUCAUGGUCCCGCCAGGAUGAUGACGACGAUACGGAUGAUGAGGAUGGGCCCCCGCGUCAGCGGAGGAGGAGUGAUUCGGGGUCCUAUCUCAUCUCGUCGCCGUCUCGCCCGCGGACGAUGGCGCAUGAUUCGUCCAAUUCGUCACGCUCCGUUACGCCAACGUCAGAUUCACCGUCGCCCGUACAGCCGAAACCGCCAUCUGCGCGCACGUUGAGACGGCGAUUGCUGCGCCUGAAGAGGAAGCAUGAGGGGGUGCUACAGAGUUACUAUUCGUCAGGGACGUCGUACUCAGAACCGAUAUCAUCCCUUGUCUAUUCGCUUGCAUCCGAGCUCGGUCGUGAAGAUAAUGAUCUACUGUGGCUGGCCAUCGUGGGUGUCUCGAGCUUGGAACUAAGUGGCCGUACAAUGUCUGGAGUGGGUGUUUCCAAUGCGUUGGAGUAUGGAGGCUCGGCUGGCUGGGGUGGAGAGAGGGGCGAACGAAUACGGCAGAUUCUACGCGAUGAGGUUUUGCGACUGAACCCCCCGGAUCCCUAUGAGCGAGACCGCGACAUCAGGGGGGAGAUCAACGGUGUCAUCCCCACUACAGCAAGGUCACCGACAGACAAGUCGAUUCGUUUGUCUCCCGAACCUCGUUUCAUCCUUGUGCGACAUUGGUCGCUCUAUGACAGCAUGCUUCACAGCCCGUACCUGGCAUCCAGGCUUCAUGUCUGGACGGAGAACGGAAAAAAGCGAUUGCACAAACUGCUAGCCAAGAUGGGAAUCAGUCUGAACCAAAGCCACCAAAGCUAUACACACAUGGACAUGGAGCUGAAGCGGGUACUGCGACAACGCCUUUUGAAGUAUGCGCCGAUGUACGGCUUGGACGGACUUGUACCGCCGGAGGCGUCUGGACAUGCCGCCUCUCGCGAGGGAUGGGGGUUUGUCCGCUGCUGGGGCUGGAAAGCCUGUCUCUCCGCCACCGAUGUGGGUGUCAUCAUCGGUGCAAUCCUUGAGGUUGGACCUGAGGAAGCGCCCGGGGCGUGGGAUGCCAAACGCGCGUCCAGAACGGCUCAGACGGCUAAUGAUGAUGGGUCUACCGAGUCCGAUCUAGCCAGUCUUCUCCCUCGGUUUUGGAGCGCCUAUGACGCUUUGUCGCUGACUUCGGAAUCCCCAACGCUUCUUCAGACCUCGCUCCCUCUUGCCCAGCACCUCCACCGAGCCAUCCUUCGCACCGGUACUUCGCUCCUCGCAAAACACCAAAUUCGACAUCUGCGAGCGUUCCGUAUCGCUGUGGUCAAAGAUGGCCCGGAUGUGAAGCUCUUCACAAACCCCGGGGCAUUGACGAAGCUGGCCUUGUGGGUCGCAGAGGCUAUUCGGGUGCAAGAACGUGAACGAGGAGAUACCGUUAAGGUCGGCCGCAGGCGGGCCUUGGGCACUCCGCUUGUACUUGCCGGGCUUGAUGAGGAUCGAGAUCUCUAUGUUGUCGUGGGUACCGGAGGAGGUGGCGGAGUGGUCGACUUUGCUGCCUUGGCCAAACGCCGGGAAGAGCGACGCAAGAAGAAAGAAGCCAAGGAGAAGAAGCGAAAGGAGCGAGAAGAACGUCGCGCCAAGCGCGCAGCAGAGCGCGCAGACAAUAGCGACGAGGAGGAGGAUACAGAGGAAUCAUCAUCGGAAUCGGAGUCCGAGUCCGAAGAUGAGCAGGACCUGCGAACCAACAAUCACCUCCUGCGGAACCGAUUUGGUAUUGCGUUCCAGGAGGUGGUGCAAGAAACCAGCGCUCGAGUGCGCAUUGACAGUUUCGAGCACUGUGUGGUGGAAGUGCAGAAGGAAGACCUGGGAGGCUUCCUGGAAGCGCUCAGCUUCCGCAGUGUUGUCGGUUAAGACUUAAGUCUCUAGACUUUCCUUUUGUGUUAUGCUCUACAUGCUACGUUGAUCUCGGCGUGACUGCUAAUGCUCUCUCCUAUGUCCUGCUUCGGGUGGUUUGUUUCUGCUUUUCAUCGAUUCGCGAGGGAUGAGGGUGUGGGGAGUGUCGGGAAACAACAGGGUUUUGCUUAUCAUGGAAAAUAAAAGGGAGGACAUGUAUAAUGACGGAUUGGAAGCCAUCUGUGCGAUCAUUCAUUUUCCUUUUGUUUUUGCUUGGGAUAUCCGCGUUCAGUCACGCUUCA